GGCGCCACGUCGGCAGAAGCAGCAGAGUGAAAAGAAGAAGAGGAACGGAGUGCAGCCUGGAGGAGUGAGAGAGCAGAAGUUAGAUAGCAUCACAUUCAUGAGAUAAAGAAGACAUUAAACAGUUUUAUCAGACACAGAGAGAGGAGGAAAGAUAGACAUUUACAGCAGAGUCAGGCUCGGAGGCUGAAACAAGAAGCUGCUCCUGUCUCAAGUUUCUCUGCCAGGUGUGUUUGCAGGAGAAACACUGGGAACAAUGGUGAAGAAUGUGAACAGCAUCAACGUAGAGCCCCAGCCCGGGACCAGCCUGGCCACGGACGAAGCUGAACCCGCCUCCAUCCAGCCCACAGAGGAUGCUGGUAAGGACCACGAGGCUCCUCCUCCAGGCGUGAUGUGGCGAGUGACUGGCGGCCUCUUCAACGUCACAAAGGGAGUUGUCGGCGCCGCCGUGGGUGGAGUCGCCUGGGUGGGCGGCAAGAGCCUGGAGCUCGGCAAAACUGCUGUGACCACGGUGCCCUCGAUGGGGGUGGGGCUGGUGAAGGGCGGCGUUUCUGCUGUAGCUGGUGGCGUCUCCACCGUGGGAUCGACGGUAGCUAGCAAAGUCCCGUUUACAGCCAAGAGGAAAGACAAGGCUGAGUGAGGAAGAUUGUGAAGACGAUUAUUGAUGAUGAUGAUGUUAGACUCGCCCCGCCCUGAGCCAACAGACAGAGACUGCCAGCUGACACCUGUCAAUCAAACUCCACAGUGCCUUCUCCUACCUUCAUCAGUCUGCAGAAAUCCAGACUCUGAUGCUACUUUCAGUGCAGAAUAUUACAGAAGGGCUCCGUUAACAAUAGAAACCAACAUUUAUAAGAAACUUUCAGUCAAACGUCUCAAAAAAAGCUUCUCAUCUGACUCUGAGUUCUUCUUCUGGACAUGAAUUUCUGGCUCCGGGCUGGUUACACGAACUGGAAUCCACUUCAGAAGCCAGUGGACGCCUCUAUGAAUAUUUUAUCUGUUUACAAUCCAGACUGAGGCCGCUCUAGUCCUCUUUCUUCUCUUUUCAAACUUCACACAUGUUGGUGGAAUGUUGCUGAAUAAAAAUGCUGAUUUUUAAUCUUGUAUUGAAGUUCUAUUGACAAGAAAAAGUGUUUGUUGUUACAAAAGAAAAAAUGUUUCAGUGCUGGAAGCAGGGGAUCAGAAACCUUCUUCAGUCUGCAGCCUUCCCCGGGUUUGACCUUGUUUAAAUCUUGGGAAACUCCCGAGGCGGAGUUUCUACCCAGCAGCCUCGGUGCUGCAUGUUAGAACAUUUCUCUGUAAUGUGUCUGAAGACUGUAGACUGGAUCAUAAACGCAGGCUCAGGCCUUUUCACAGCUUUGUUUUGUCUCAUUUUCAGUAUGUGUGACUUGUUCAAACGCUGCGUUUGACCUGGAUUCUAGAAAGCAUUCUGCAGCGUUUCAUUGUUGUGUUUUUGAGAGGAAAAGUGCCCGGUGUUGUCUGAACUGUUCCUUUAAUCGGAAGGCGAAAGCUGUGAGACGUUCAGAGCAGAUCACAUUCCUGAGCUUUAAAGCAACACCAGCAUUUCAAUGCAACAUGAGGAGAGAGAGGGCUGUUGCUGAUGGGGCGAAACUUUGUGAAUGUCUUGUUUGUGUCUUAUUUUUUUCAAUAUAUCAAUAAAGUAGUUUG
Cheilinus undulatus (humphead wrasse) is the source of this 1662-nucleotide messenger RNA. RefSeq lists its product as uncharacterized. Lineage: Eukaryota; Metazoa; Chordata; Actinopteri; Labriformes; Labridae. The transcript has 3 exons. The record is from RefSeq and is a predicted model, not a curated record. The coding region runs from base 254 to 637 and encodes 127 amino acids.